This is a messenger RNA of Myotis daubentonii (Daubenton's bat), 1153 nucleotides long. Its product is annotated as protein S100-A7-like. The record is from RefSeq and is a predicted model, not a curated record. Lineage: Eukaryota; Metazoa; Chordata; Mammalia; Chiroptera; Vespertilionidae. Gene Ontology annotation, molecular function: calcium ion binding; transition metal ion binding; calcium-dependent protein binding. Gene Ontology annotation, biological process: endothelial cell migration. Gene Ontology annotation, cellular component: extracellular exosome; cytoplasm.
GUCUGGCCUUGGGGUUCCAGAGAGCAGGGAGGUACAAAGGUCAUCUGAAGGAGCCUAUCUGCCCGCAUUCCACCAAAGAGCCUAAAACUGAGGCUGAUAUUUCUGUUCAUUUCACACAUGAUGCCAAAACAGGUCAGCAGUCCUUCUUUCAAUCUGGUGGCGAUGGUCCAGGAAACCUUGUGGGAUCUCAGAACAGGGCUGUAUAUCUCUGCUCACACUCACCAUCCUACUCAUACUCACCGCUGGGAGCCUCCAGGGCCCAUUUCAUUUAGAGCUUGCUUUAUGUUCAGGAUGGGCACCUCAGGGGUCUCGUUCUAAUAACAGCCCAGGGUGGGUCAGGCCAGACAAGUCAGGAAGUUAUUUUGUCCCCAUGACUCUAACCCUGACGGUGACCCUGGAAGAGAUGGUGUUGAUGCUCUUGAAGAGUAGAGUCAUCCAAAUGCUGUGUUUGGCUCAGGUCCCAACUAAAUGUCAAUAAUUUUCCGUGUGGUUGACCCCUACCCUCUCUGCUUCUGCCUCCUGUGGCUCUGUCCACAGUGGGCUUCUCUGUUCCCCUCCAUCUCCUCUGGGUGCUGACCUGCAUGGGACCAGGCCCCAGCCUUGGUCACACUCUCCUCCUUAUGAGCAUCGCAUCCCACCUUCAAGGCUGAUACAGCUCUUUCUGGUCCACCUGAGCCUCACUUCACUGGACGCUCAGUUCCCACCACGUUGUUCUGACUUAGGGACCCUCACCUGGGGAGAAGGAUAACAAAGGUCCCCGUCUUUCUCUCUGGCAGCUUCCUUGAAAACCAAGAUGAGCCAUACUCCAGUUGAACAGUCCGUGAUGGACUUGAUCGUCCUGUUCCACAAAUACACCAAACCUGAUGACAAGAUUAACAAGCAGGGCCUGCUGAAGAUGCUGAAGGAGAAUUUCCCUAACUUCCUCACGGCUUGUGAAAAAAAGGGCAAAGAUUUCUUGGCCCAUAUCUUUGAGGACCAGGACAAGAAUAAUGAUAAGAAGAUCGAGUUUUCUGAGUUUCUGUCGGUGUUGGGAGUCAUAGCCACGGACUACCACAAUCACAGCCACGGAGCCCCACUCUGUUCUGGGGGAGGACACUGAGCCCCGCCCAGCCUGACACCUCCAAGAAACAAUAAAGUGUGUCUUUUGCCCAGA